CAGGAGGGACCAAAGUCCUCAUGGAUGGCCUUGGGAGAGUUAAUGUGUAAUAUUCUAGAACAUAAACUGGGCUGUAAGGCGUGACCCUGAGCCCAGACCUCCAGGAGCCACUGAGAGCUGCGCCAGGAGCUGCCACCAUGUCGGAAAAUUUUGAGAUCAGGAACAUGAACAUGAAGGUGGGGUCAACCCUGAAGAUCAAGGGCAAGAUUGCCAGCGACGCUGAUGGGUUUGCCCUGAAUCUGGGCCAGGGGUCAUCUAAGUUGGACCUGCAUUUCAACCCACGCUUCCAUGAGAAUGUCAUCGUCUGCAAUUCACUGGAUGGCUCCUGGGGGGAGGAGAAAAGGGACGGUCACUUAUGCUUCAGCCCAGGGUCAGAGGUCAAGUUCACCGUGACCUUUGAGAACGACGAAUUCAAAGUGAAGCUGCCAGACGGGCACCAGCUGACCUUUCCCAACAGAAUGGGCCACAGCCACCUGAGCUACCUGAACGUGCAUGGAGGGCUCCACGUCACCUCCUUCAAGAUCGACUGAGGGGACAGCACCUCGCCUGGAGUGGAAGGCCACUGUGCAGACUCCCUGCCCUGAGCUUCCCAGUCGCAGAUCAGCAGCCACUGAGUCUGGGCUCCUGUCCUGGGACCCUAUUCCCCUCCCACCCAAGGCUAAGCACAGAAAAAAAACCCACCUUUACCCAGUC
Messenger RNA from Suricata suricatta (meerkat), 693 nucleotides. RefSeq names its product galectin 2 (gene LGALS2). The coding region runs from base 138 to 530 and encodes 130 amino acids. Gene Ontology annotation, molecular function: carbohydrate binding. The record is from RefSeq and is a predicted model, not a curated record. NCBI's taxonomy places the organism in Eukaryota, Metazoa, Chordata, Mammalia, Carnivora, Herpestidae. The transcript is spliced from 4 exons.